CGUCGUCGGAUAGAAUCUACAGGUCUUCCCUUGAGGAUUAAAGUGAUUUGUGGCUGCCCGCAUCCCCGUCCUAAACAUAUCUUUUGUGAAUAACAAUCGUCUAAAAUGCGUCAUAUCGCUGCUUAUCUUCUCCUCCAAAUCGGAGGCAAUGCCUCCCCUUCGGCUGGCGAUGUCAAGAAGGUGUUGAGUGCUGUCGGCAUUGAGUCCGAUGAGGACAGACUCGAAAAACUCAUCUCCGAGUUGGAGGGCAAGGAUGUCAAUGCUUUGAUUGCUGAGGGUUCUGCUAAGCUCUCAUCCGUUCCUUCUGGUGGCGCCGUUUCCGCUGCUGCUCCGUCGGCUGGCGGUGCGGCACCUGCCGCUGCGGUCGAGGAGGAGAAGAAGGAAGAAAAGAAGGAAGAGAAGGAGGAAUCCGACGACGACAUGGGCUUCGGUCUCUUCGACUAAUUACAUUACGAUAUGUUGUUCCUGUACGAAAACACGAGCAGAUGCACCGUAAUAAUGAGCAGUUUUUCUUUGGAACGUUCGAAUCAGAAGAUUUUUGCAAUAAUAGGUUGUCCGAAAGGGUGCGGUGUAUAUGGCCGCCGGAAUUGUAUUCGGAAUUUUUAUGACAAAUUGAAUUAAAAUUGUGUGUUGACCGGC
Messenger RNA from Suillus clintonianus, 639 nucleotides. Its product is annotated as ribosomal protein 60S. Gene Ontology annotation, biological process: cytoplasmic translational elongation. Gene Ontology annotation, molecular function: structural constituent of ribosome. The transcript has 6 exons. Gene Ontology annotation, cellular component: cytosolic large ribosomal subunit; ribosome. The coding region runs from base 106 to 444 and encodes 112 amino acids. The record is from RefSeq and is a predicted model, not a curated record. NCBI's taxonomy places the organism in Eukaryota, Fungi, Basidiomycota, Agaricomycetes, Boletales, Suillaceae.